This is a messenger RNA of Sphaerodactylus townsendi, 9466 nucleotides long. RefSeq names its product phosphatidylinositol transfer protein membrane associated 2 (gene PITPNM2). Lineage: Eukaryota; Metazoa; Chordata; Lepidosauria; Squamata; Sphaerodactylidae. The record is from RefSeq and is a predicted model, not a curated record. Gene Ontology annotation, biological process: phospholipid transport. Gene Ontology annotation, cellular component: cytoplasm. Gene Ontology annotation, molecular function: metal ion binding; phosphatidylinositol transfer activity; phosphatidylcholine binding.
UCGGCCCCGCUCGGCCCGGGCGCCCCUUCUUCUCCCCCGUGGUGCCCGCGGUGCAUGGAGCGGGGCCGGGCCGGGGGCUCCAGUCCGCGCCGGCUUCCCUCCCUCCCUCCCUCCCUCCCUCGCCGCUGCUGCCGGGGACCCAGGCCGGGCGACCCCCGCCCCCCCACGCCGGGGCCGGAGGGCGGGCGAUGCGUGGCCCCGCGCGGAGGUGGAUAUUAAGGAUCUGGCGCUGACAUGCUCCCUUUGGCAAUGCUGCCUUGAUUCCCUCCAGCAAGCGGAAGCGUCAGGUGGUGAACGUGCCCCCAAGGGGGCAUCCAUGUACGAGCUUUGUUACUUAAGCAUCCUCCAGUAAAUACCUUUGGCUUUCAUUUCUGACCAGACCAAAGGACCUGCUUGGAUUUCAAGAUGCUUAUAAAGGAGUAUCGAAUUCCACUUCCAAUGAGUGUGGAAGAGUAUAGGAUUGCCCAGCUGUACAUGAUACAGAAAAAGAGUCGAGAAGAGACGUGCGGCGAAGGCAGUGGCGUGGAGAUUUUGGAAAACAGGCCGUACACAGAUGGUCCCGGUGGCAACGGGCAGUACACCCAUAAAGUAUACCAUAUUGGUAUGCAUAUUCCCAGUUGGUUUCGGUCUAUACUGCCAAAGGCAGCAUUAAGAGUUGAAGAGGAGUCGUGGAACGCGUAUCCUUAUACAAGGACAAGGUACACAUGCCCAUUUGUGGAGAAAUUCUCUAUUGAUAUUGAAACCUAUUAUAUAACUGACUCAGGAGAGCAAGCCAACGUGUUCAACCUUUCCCCCAUAGAGAAAAGGCAGACUGUUCUUGAUCCCAUUGACAUUGUUAAAGAUCCCAUCCCCCCACACGAAUACAAGUCCGAAGAGGAUCCCAGGCUAUAUCAAUCGACGAAGACUAAAAGAGGACCUCUGUCAGAAGACUGGAUCAAAGAGCACAAGAACAACCCAGGCAGAUACCCUAUCAUGUGUGCAUACAAGCUGUGCAAAGUGGAGUUCAGAUACUGGGGGAUGCAGUCUAAAAUCGAGCGCUUCAUCCAUGAUGUUGGUCUGCGGAAGGUGAUGGUGCGAGCCCACCGGCAGGCUUGGUGCUGGCAGGAUGAAUGGUACGGGCUUACCAUCGAGGACAUCCGGCAACUGGAGAAGGAAGCCCAGUUGAUGCUGGCGCAGAAGAUGGCCCAGUUCAGCUGCAGCGAGAACGAGUCGGAGCCGCAUCUUUCCAAAGACUCUAUGGGCGACAACGAUACGGAAACAAAGGCCAUAUCCCCGUCUGCUGAGGCAGUGGACGCCGCUAGCAAUACUGGUGAAGCCUUGCCAGGGCGAGUCCUGACCAAGCAGUGGUCAACGUCUUCCAAGUCCUCUUCCAAGAGAGGAGCAAGCCCCUCGCGCCAUAGCUUAUCGGAGUGGAGGAUGCAGAGCAUCGCAAGAGAUUCAGAUGAGAGCUCGGAUGACGAGUUUUUCGAUGCACAUGAGGAUCUGUCUGAAAAUGAAGAGGUGUUCCCAAAAGAAAUCACCAAAUGGAGUUCUAACGAUCUCAUGGAUAAGAUUGAAACUCCUGAAUCUGAAGAUGUCCCCGAUGAUCAGUGUCUUGAAUCAGCAGCAGAGUACAAUGUUGGAUCCAGCGUGGAAAGACUCAGCAUCAUAGAGGAUGAAGUAGCCCCGCCUCCAACGCAAGCCAGCAAAAUCCACGUUUUGCUCUUGGUCCUUCAUGGCGGGAACAUCCUGGACACAGGAAGCGGCGACCAGAGCUCUAAGCAAGGCGAUGUGAACACCAUCGCCACCGUGUUCGACACGGUCAUGAGAGUCCACUACCCAGCAGCCCUUGGACACAUGGUCGUUAAGUUAGUUCCUUGCCCAGCCAUCUGCUCCGAAGCCUUUUCACUCGUUUCCAACCUCAGCCCAUACAGUUACGACGAAGGCUGCCUUUCCACUAGCCAGGAUCACAUUCCUCUUGCCGCGCUUCCUCUGCUGGCCACCUCGUCCCCACAGUACCAGGAGGCAGUCGCCACGGUGAUCUUGAGAGCCAAUCAGGUGUACAGCGAGUUCCUCAAGUCAGAAGAAGGCGUGUCAUUCAGUGGCCAGGUGUGUUUAGUGGGAGACUGCGUUGGAGGGAUCCUGGGGUUUGAUGCCCUGUGCUACAGCAAUCAGACCAUGUCAGAGAGCCAAAAUAGUAGCCGGCGCGGGAGUAUUGUAAGCGUGCAGGACUCUGACCUCUUGUCUCCUGGAAUCAUUGUGAACAACAGUUACUGCUCGGGGGGCUCCAACCUGGAAGCCAGCCGACACCUCAGCCGAAGCAACAUCGACAUCCCUCGCAUCAAUGGAGAGGACUCCAAGAAGCAGCUGCAGCGCAAGAGGAGUGAUUCGUCCACCUAUGAGCUGGACACGAUAAAGCAGCAUCAAGCUUUCCUCUCCAGAAAUAGUUUACAUUCUAGCGUCCUAAGAAACUGUCCUGGAUCAAGGAGAUCCAGUAGCUCCAUCAUCCUGGAUGGCGGGAACCUUGGGAAAUUUGAGUUUGAGAUCACUGAUUUCUUCCUGUUUGGAUCUCCUUUGGGGCUGGUCCUCGCUUUGAGAAAAACCGUCAUUCCAACACUCGACAUCUUCCAGUUGAGACCAGCCUGCCAGCAAGUGUAUAAUCUGUUCCACCCUGCAGACCCGUCUGCCUCGCGCUUGGAACCCCUCUUGGAAAAGAAGUUCCACAUUUUGCCACCCUUCAACAUCCCACGCUACCAGAGAUUCCCUCUUGGGGAUGGCAAUUCAGCCCUCCUGGUUGAGACAGUCCAGAGCAACCCUCUUCUCCUCGUAGAAAGCAGCCCCCUGGUUGCUCUCCAGAACCAAGACAGCUUCAUGGAAACCAGUAUCCCUGUUCCCAUCCUGAAUUGGCAAGAUGCUUCCAGUAAACAUUCUGGAUUUGUUGACCCGGAUGUUGUUCAGUCUCAUGGUGGCGUCUUCAUGGAAAACGCGUCCCCUUCUACUCCCAUUUCAGCCCCCCAGUUCAGGGGCUUCCGGAGAGCCAGCGAGGCCAGCAUUGCCAGCCAGGUGUCAGGAAUGGCAGACAGUUACACUGCUUCCAACAUAGCCAACAAAAACAAACAUCAUCUCGCUCACUGCAGGGAUUUUAGCUUACUAGCCCAGCUUGCCCUCCCACACAAAGCCACGCAACCCUUGCCCAAAAGACAUAGACCAUCUAAACCUGAACAGUCCCCGAAUCCCUUUAGAAGAAAGUUUGGAAAAUUCCCCCGUCAGGAAGUGGAUUCCAUCCUGCUGAUUCGAGACCUGGACAUCAACAAAGUUGCUGCCAAAUGGUGGGGGACCAAAAGGAUAGACUAUGCUCUCUACUGCCCUGAUGCACUAACCGCCUUCCCCACAGUCGCCUUACCGCACCUCUUCCACGCGAGCUACUGGGAAUCAACAGACGUGGUCUCCUUUCUGCUUCGACAGGUGAUGAGGCACGAAAACUCCAGCAUCCUGGAGCUGGACGGGAAGGAGGUCUCUGUCUUCACCCCUUCUAAGCCCAGAGAGAAGUGGCUUCGUAAGAGGACCCAUGUUAAGCUAAGGAAUGUCACAGCUAACCACAGAAUAAACGAUGCCAUUGCCAACGAGGAUGGUCUCCAGGUGUUAAAUGGGAGGUUUAUGUAUGGGCCACUAGAUAUGGUCACGCUCACUGGGGAGAAGGUGGACAUUCACAUCAUGACACAGCCCCCAUCAGGAGAGUGGGUUUACUUUGACACAGAAAUCAGCAACAGCAGUGGAAGGAUUUCCUAUGCGAUCCCUGAGAAUAAGCGGCUGGGUAUUGGUGUAUAUCCUGUCAAAAUGGUGGUCAGGGGCGACCACACGUUUGCUGACAGCUACAUCACCAUUCUGCCCAAGGGGACCGAAUUUGUGGUCUUCAGCAUUGAUGGUUCCUUCGCAGCCAGUGUUUCCAUCAUGGGUAGUGACCCCAAAGUCCGGGCUGGAGCAGUGGAUGUAGUAAGGCACUGGCAAGAUCUCGGCUACCUCAUUAUCUACAUCACAGGCCGCCCUGACAUGCAGAAGCAAAGGGUGGUGGCUUGGUUAGCACAGCACAACUUUCCCCACGGGAUUGUCUCCUUCUGUGACGGGCUGGUACACGACCCACUGCGGCACAAGGCCAACUUCCUGAAGUCCCUCAUCACAGAUGUCCACAUGAAGAUCCACGCAGCCUACGGGUCCACCAAGGACAUCUCAGUCUAUUCCUCCAUCAACCUGCCACCUUCGCAGAUCUAUAUUGUUGGACGGCCAACCAAGAAGUUGCAGAGUCAGUGUCAGUUCAUUACCGAGGGAUACGCCACCCACCUAGCGCAGCUGGAAUACACCCAUCGCUCCCGGCCUGCCAAGAACACCACCCGGAUGGCCCUUCGGAAAGGCAGCUUCGGCCUCCCGGGCCAGACCGAAUUCUUGCGCAAGCGGAACCAUUUGCUGUGCACCAUCUCGUCCCAGCCCACAGUGGCCGGUGGAAGUGCCAGCCACAGGCCGGAGCGGACACACAGUCAGUCAGACAGUGACCGGGAGAGAGACAAGGAGCGCAGCCAGAGGAGCAUGAGCCUAGCCACGGGGUGCUGGGGCCGGAGCGCGGCCACCAGACUUGAACCCGGGGCCCUCGGGCAGAAGUAGAGGGUGCAAAACUCCAGUGACAGAUGGGCACAGUUGCCUGUAGCAGAAGCAGAGAGUGGCGAAAGAACCGAGGCCUGCGGUGUGGUGCAAAAGGCAAAAACGGUGCUACUCAUUACCAGCGAGGUGGCAAUAGUUUUGAGAAAAGGGGACGGAGCGUGUUUCUUUUCCCCACGCAAAAUGGGCAGACCUUCCAGCGAGGACGCUGGGUUGGCAAAACACUCUCCUAAAAGAAGCGGAAGGCCUUUUGCUGCAAAGGGUGUCGGGAGGGGGCGGGGGGGAAAUGAGAAUCUCCGCAGUCUCUGGCUGCAGCCCACACUCUUUCUUGCCUCCCUUUUCUUAUCCAGGUCUAGCAGUUGUAAAUAUGUGCCUCCUCAGCUUCCGUAGCCAUUUAGAAAGUUGCCAUAGAAGGGGGAGGCAUGCUGGUGCCUGGCAGGAGGGAGAACUGAAGGCGGGUGUGGGGAGGAUUCCUGAGAGUUUCCUCUGCUGUCCACAUGGAUGCCGCCGCCGUCGGGCACUGGUACUGCACAAGGGAACGAAACGGCUCUGUUUCCACAAUCCCGAGAGACUCGGAGAAGCAGAAGCGUUCGAUAUAGGCAAAGCAAUGCAAUCAAGGCCAUAGAUGCAAUCACCGCGGAAUCGGAUGAGCAGCUGAGUCGGGUGGCCGUGAUUUCUCUUUUUAGAAAAAUCACAGGGAAGAAGAAUUCUCAUAGGAUUUUAAAAGAUGGUGGGAUUAAACGCCACUAGUUCAGAAAAUGGACAUAAACAAUUUCAGCCAUCCUGAACCUCCGUCCCUAAGUAUUCUGGGGGGAGUAAUCUUGGAGAAUGAUUCCCCAGAAAUAAUUAACAUACCAGAAGCCUUUUAGAAACCUGCCUCAGCCAAGUUUCAGACAACGUGUCGCGUGUAACAUUUUCACAGCCUAAAAAAAUGUGAAGUCCAAAUACUCCCCGUUUCUUUUCUGCCAGCCAUAGAUGGGAAACCCAAUUUCUUCUUCCCACCUUUGGCAACGUCUUUUGACCAAGAAGAUAAAACAUUUUUUUUGUUUUAACUGUAGUUAUGCAACUGUAAAACCUCAUCGUUUUUAUUUGGUUUGCACUGAAAAUGUUUUACAGAGGAGGCCUGUUACCAUUUGAUAAAGUUGCACUCUCCCUAUUUGAAGCGCAUGGCAGUUAAAUGUGCUAAACCAGGAUACAUGCACACAUACACACACACACACACACACACACACACACACAGGUACUGCUGGGGGGGGGGUUGAGGGACCCCCCCUUCCCCUCCCCACCAAAAGUAUAGCGAUUAAGAGAAAGUGCUUGGCUGUCACGCAGCCCAACUUAGGAGAAGCAAAUUUAAAAUGAGGGAUUUGUAUCUUAAAUUCCUCUGGCUUUUCUCUGAAUGGGUUUUUUUUUUGAUGUGUUAGCAACACCCAAGAGAAGAGGCUUUGCUUGACUGUGUGAGAGGUUCCCCUGGUUUUAAAGGAUGCUCACUUUACCGCGCCCUCUCUCAGCUGCUUCGGAAAGGGAGGAACUGCACAGAGCAAAGGACACCAAAGGGAAAGUGCCUACAACGAAGGGUCUACCUGAAAGCUUCCGCGGCCUCUGUCCCGUGCCAGGAGCCUGAGUUUCCAGCUGUUGCCAGGGGACAUUCCUUUCCUGCACACCGUCAUCCCGGCAGAAAAGGAGGCCCGUUCGCCAAAUGUCAGGGUUGCCCUGUCUUGCCUAUAGCUUCUGGCGUUUUUUUAUAUAUCUGCCCAGGCAUCCUCCUGGUUCCGUAUCCCUUUCCCUCUCCCCCUCUGACCAUUUGUACCACUUUCUACUCUACAAAGCUCUUCUACGUAAAACAGAAUUUUUUCUAAACCAACAGCUUUGUUUCGUAGGGUUUUUUUUCUUCUUCAAUACUAAGACUUGCAGCACUGUGAAGGAGCCUCUUGCAAGCCACUGUUGGGCUUUUGACAACUCAUCCGGACCGAAACACAACACAAAAACACACGCCUGGUUUGCUACUGGGGUUCUGACAUCAAAUUUGAGUGGUGGGUGCCAUCGAGGUGGGUGUGAUUCCCUGAAAGAGGUAAACUCACCUUUCUGCGACAACCAUGGCUCUUUUUGAAAUGAGGUUCACAACACCCAACACAUCUGAAUGGUUCAAGUAGCCAUACUGCAAGAUUCAAAGCCACAUGUAUCUGAUUAAGUCAACAAGAAGAUUCUGGCAGGUUUUUACUACUGGGGGGGGGAGGGGACUAUUGGCUUUCCUUUCUUCUCACUCAGCUGAGUUCUUUGUGAAUGUACAUCCGAAACUUUGGGGGGGGGGGGAUCUACACAAAUUACAUCAUACUCACAACGGGCCAUGAUUGCGCCAGCAAGUCGUCACGCAAGUCACAAUCCAAUCUGAAAAGUUAUCUAGACCAUAAUCAUCAAAAGGAUAAGGUGGUCACAAAGUCUGGAUUUCUUCUUCACUAGUUCAACCUCUCCCUCCAAACAGUCCACAAAGCCAAGGCGUGAAACGGAACAUUUUCAAACUUCAGAGAAGUUCAACGUCUUUUUAUUGUGCGUGUGUGCGUUUCUAGGUAGUGUUCAGCAAAGGACAGUGUAAAUGUUUUUUGGGGUGGGAGGGAAGGAAGGGGGUGUACAUGAUGUGGAAGUUAUUUAUUUUAUGUAAAGAAAAUACGUCUGGAGGGAAAGGAAUAGUCAGGGUUUAUGAUUAAUAUUUUGAAAUCUAGCAUUUUUCCCUCUUGAUUUCAGGCAUUAUGUACAAAACAAUGAUUUUAUGGACCAAGUGAAAUGUAACUGUCAAAAGGAUGCUGAAUUGCAGUCUUCUAACCGCCCCUCAUCCAUCCAUAUUGGAAACAAAUAAUCUAUUAAGACUGACAAUCACACCUUCCAAGCAAUUCUCCCUCUUUGAUUUCUACAUGAUGGUCUGUAUUCCAUCCCUCUGUUCAGCACCUUUCUUUGCCAUUGCAAUAAUAUUGGGCAGUGUAAGCAUGCAUCAAAAGAAGAUCUAUGGGUAGGGUUGGUUUCCUUUUUUUUUUAUUUCCAAAGCCCGACUUGGUUUCCUAGUUGGUCGGUGGCCCUUGUUCGCAUCCUCCUCAGCGUUGUGUUGUCCUGUAUUCUGAAAGAUCAUAGCAUUCAACAAACAAUAGCAAUAGAUCUGUUUGAACACAGGCUUGCUGGUGGGUUCUGUUUUCCAGAACAGGUUUAGAGAAUGGAGUUUUAUUUUGACCUAGCAAACCAAACCCUCUUUGGCCAAAUGCCCAGGCUUGGCCUGUGGAAUUUGGACUUUUUAAGCCAUUUGCAUGAUAAAAUAGGCACACUUGUGAGAUUAAUGGUGCCGUCAGUCUCCGGGCUAAGCCCCCAGAAACCAAAUGUCUGGGCUUAGUCUUGGGUAAUUCUGUUUAGAAUUGUACCCAAAGCCCCUCAUUAGUUUGCCUGGUCUCUUUAAGAAUGAUGUCCUAGAUCGCUUUUUCCCUAUUCGAUCUGAUCCAGAUGUAUUCCAAAGGUGCUUACCCUGAGCUCAUGGCUCAGUAUCACUGGGAAAGGCACAACUGGUUGCUUGUGGUAUCAUUCAUGCCCAUGGUGAGAACCCUGAUGUACUAAUUGUGUAGCCUGUUUUUGACUUGCAAGAGUCCAGCAGUUGUGUGAAUAGGUUGUGGGUCAAUAAGAGCAGAUCCGGCACUAUGCUUAAAUUGAAGAACCUGGGCAUGUCUCUGGAGUUCUUCAAAACAAGUCGAGAUUUGGCACAGUCUUCAUGUUCAUGCUGGCUAGGGACACGUGAAGCCAGCAUUUAUUAAAGGCUUCCCCUGCAUUGGUUUCUUUUUUCCCCAAAUUAAAAAAGGGGGGGGGGCAACUCUCCCAAGGACAUACUCGCGCCCCCUGCAAAUAUUUAGAAAAGUUUGUUUUAGGAACACCCCCAAUCCAGAGAUGGUGGCAAGGUUGUAUAUAUUCUGCAGUGAUGCUGUUAUUUGUGACUAGACGCAGAAUUUUAGCUGUGUGAGAAUCUUGCCUGCACACCUCUGGAGCAAAUCUCUAAAUGUCUGCAAUGAUUGGGCUUUAAGUAGCGGGGGGAGGGGGGAGAGACCUGACAACUUUAGGGACAUCUGAGUUAGGACCAUUGGACCUUGGGUCCUUUGUCCACCAUUUUCCCAUCCCCAUGGGCAACAAGUUAUAUGGGGCAACUGCAACAGAGUUGUGUUGUGCAUAAUGUAUUCUGUAUUGCAAAGUUUGGAGUCAUCUUGGCACAGAAUUGGAUUUUGUUUCCAUUGCAAAGUGUACACACGUAGGGUGGUGUUUUCAAGGUCUCGCUUUUUUGCAACCAGGUGGAUGUUCUGCAGAGGAGCAUGGUGGUGUGGUCUUGUUGAACCAUUUCCUCUCAGCCAAACAACUUAAUUCGGCACGUGAAAUAGAAUCCUGGGUUGGGUCUGUGCAUACUCACACAGUUCCGCUGCCCAAGUGGCCAUAAUUGUUGCCAAGAUCAAAAGCUUAAAGCUGCCAAAAAAAGCAGGGCAGAUGUGAGCGAGGCAUUUCUAUCACCCUCUGUCUCUCUCCCAUUACCCCAAACUUGCCUCUGUCUUGCAGAUUUCGCAGAAUGUGCAGUCUAAAAAAGACCUGGGCUUAGUCUCUAUGUGGCAUUCUGAGUGCUGAACAAGAGUUCAUAUGAGAAGGUGUUUUACUGAACAAGCAUCCCACCCUUGUCUUCACAUUCUUGCCCAGUCUAGAGAGUUUCCUGUUUUCUUAGGCUGAAUCGGGUUAUUAGCACCUUUUGAUAAAUACUCCUCCCACCCCCAACCUGAAGAAUUUGGGUGCUGUGUGGUUUCCGGGCUGUAUGACCGUGUUCUAGCAGCAU